ACAAAAUCAAAACAAACCAAGCACAGAGGAAAGCUUUGAGUCUUGUGUGCGAAUACCUUGCCGAUUUUCCUCCAAGGGUUUGCAGAUAUCUGGCAUCAUUAAUGUACAGACUGUAGGGUCCCUAUAGAUGUGAGUCAUGCCUCCAUAUGGAAAGGCUGGUGCUGUUGAUGAUCUUUUACUUGACGAUGACAAGAAGGACGAAGACAUCUUGCCAAACAAGCCAUCGAUGACUGAAUUGAACUCGUUAGUCAAAGAUGUGGUCUCUCGAUCUUCAUGGUGGGACCUUUACGGCAUUGACCUGGCCAUCAUGUGCACCAAUUUUGCGCUCCUUCCGAUCAGUUACCUCCUGAUUGGAUCCGACAGUAUUCCCUUAUUUGUCAUUGGUUACGUCUUGUUUGCUUACAUACAUGCCACGUUUACUGUGAAGCUUGCACAUGCAGCUAUCCACAAUGCACUGGCAGGUUCAUCACCAUUCUGGAAUCGUCUUCUUACUGUGUUCUUUGUUGAGAUCUGGGGAGGUUUUACAGAAGAAGCAAGCCAUGAGAUUCACAUCCAAGUACACCAUCCUUACACAAAUGUCAUUGGCUUGGGUGACUCUAGCUCAUGGCGUGCACCUUUCUUGGAUCGUAAUACAUACCUGUUCUUUGCACCACUGUUUUUACCCCUUUUCAACACUCCAAUUGGUGUAUCUCUGCUAGCUGGACGUUGGUUGUCAAUAGCUAGGCUCCUUUGUGUAACAUCAGCUGGGUACAUCAUGCACUUCUGCAUGUUCCGCUAUGUUGCUGGUUUGUCGUUCUUAGGUACCAUCUUGUGCAUGUUUACAGUUCGUUCUGUAUUUGCCAUUCCAUAUAUCCAUGUGAACAUAUUCCAACACAUUGGCUUGCCGAUGUAUGAUGUCAAAAAGCGUCCGAAGCGACUCUACCAGUUAGCGUCAGCAGCUCUUAAUCUUCCCAGGAAUCCACUUCUUGAUUACUCCUUUGGUCACUCUAUCAUCAGCUGCCACGUGGAACAUCAUUUAUUCCCGCGCCUGUCUGACAACAUGUGUUUGAAGAUCAAACCAGUUGUCUCCAGGUACCUCAAGAACAAUGGCCUGCCGUACAAUGAGGCAACAUAUCUUGGUCAGCUGAGAAAAUUUUACAAGGAAUAUGAUGAACUUAUGGUUAAAGCUCCACCAAUAACAGAAUUGAUUGGAAUACAGUAG
This is a messenger RNA of Orbicella faveolata, 1201 nucleotides long. RefSeq names its product fatty acid desaturase 6-like. Gene Ontology annotation, biological process: lipid metabolic process. NCBI's taxonomy places the organism in Eukaryota, Metazoa, Cnidaria, Anthozoa, Scleractinia, Merulinidae. The record is from RefSeq and is a predicted model, not a curated record. Gene Ontology annotation, cellular component: membrane. Gene Ontology annotation, molecular function: oxidoreductase activity, acting on paired donors, with oxidation of a pair of donors resulting in the reduction of molecular oxygen to two molecules of water.